AUGGCACCCAGCAACUUGAACCGCCUCUUUAGCGGCCUGUUGCUCUCUGCCUCUCUCAUUAGCCGAGGACAGGCCAGUGUGACCUGCUCGACAGUGGAAAACAAUGUCCUCUCGAACCCGUCGUUUGAGUCGGGUGACAUGAGCAGUUGGACGGGCCUGUACGCCGCUACUGGACCUACUUGGGACGGUGAAGUUGAAUGCGGCGACGCUUCCGAUGGAGAUUAUUAUUUGACUGGUCUGGCCAAGUCCCAAUACGCCUACAUAGAGCAGCAAAUCUCAACUCUGGUCCCGGGUCAGACGUACACCGUCUCUGUGGACUACAAGUUUCCCUGGACAGGAAGCGGUAGCCCUCCAUCCCAGUACGAUACUUGCUACCUAGGCUUCAUGCUGAAUUCCUGGAGCUACUUCAUUGACAGACAGACCAUGAGGUCCACCGUCAACCCCGAGUGGGCAACCUACACCUUCGCUUGGACACCCACCGUGUCGAGCGCCAAGUUCCUUCUCGUCUGGGCCUGUUCUGCAAGUAGUGAGAACAUCGAUCUGGACAACAUCAAAAUCUACACUACAAGCGAAGUCUGCACCACCAGCACUGCGACCCCGACUGCAACCCCCAGCGCCAUUGCCAGCUCCUCGAUCAAGUCUUCCGCGGCUGUGAUCUCCAGCUCUACUCCUGUUGUCAGUGCUUCUCCCAUUGCUAGCUCCUCGCCCGCGCGCUCCGUCCAGGUUAGUCCCAGCUCGACGCCAUUGAUUCCAUCCUCGAAGCCGGUGCCUUCUUCCGCCAAGCCUGUGCCUUCUAGCAGUGCUGCUCACUCGCCUUCUGGACGCCCCACGACCUUUACUCCUAUCUCGACCGUUCCCUCGAGUCGUCGUCCUAUUUCGUCUACUGCUAAGCCUUGGUGGACUCCCCGUCCCUCAGUUACUGUUUCUCCGUCGUCGGUUCCUUCGAGCUCUAGUAUCCACCCUGGUCACGGAGGCGGCCCUGGCUCUGGUCAUGAAGGUGGCUCUGGGUCUGGUCACAACAACGGCUCUGGAAACAACAACGGCUCUGGAAACAACAACGGCUCUGGAAACAACAACGGCUCUGGAAACAACAACGGCUCUGGUUCUGGCCACCAAGGCGGCUCUGGCUCUGGUUCUGGCUCUGGUGGAUCCCCUCCCCGUCUCACCACAUCUACAAUCGUGGAGACCCGGACAAGCACGAUCACUGCCUGCCCUGAAACCAUUACCGACUGCCCAGUCCACUCGCGCACUACCUAUCUCACUACCGAGACUGUCGUGGUGGGCACAACUGUCUGUCCUAUCACUGAAGGUGCUCAGCCCACCGGUACCUCGUCUGGCUCCGGCUCUCAGCCUGGCCAGGGCGGAAACAAUGGCAACGGGAUUACCGAGAAGUUGACUACCUCGACUGUCUUCACUACUCGCACCUCGACUAUCACUGCCUGCCCUUCGUCCGUGAAGGACUGCCCUGCUUCUGAAAAGUCAACUUAUGUCACAACUGAAACUCUGGUUGAUUAUACUACUAUUUGCCCCGUCACGGCUGAGGCAACUGAGACUGCUAGCGCCACUGUUUCGUCGUCUACUGGCUCUGGCUCUACUGGCUCUGGCUCUACUGGCUCUGGCUCUACUGGCUCUGGCUCUACCGACUCUGGCUCUACCAGCUCUGGCUCUACCGGCUCUGGCUCUACCGGCUCUGGCUCUACCGGCUCUGGCUCUACCGGCUCUGGCUCUACCGGCUCUGGAUCCGGAUCAUCUAAGAUCGAAGUCAUCACCAACACCAUUUACUCCACAAGCACCGGCAUCUCAACCACCGCCACCAUUGCUAUCUCUACCGAGGUCGUGACUGUUACUAUCGUCCAGCCCUCCAGCACCGCUACCAUUGGCGCUGGUGUUGGUGCUAUUGGCGCGUCGCCAGUCCACAGCAGUGCAAACGUUAAGCCCACUCCCUCUAGCUUUGCCACUUGGGGCUCUUCUGUCCCUCACAAGAGCUCCGGUGCUUCCAGCUCUUCGUCUUCUUCAGCUACUAGCCCUGCCUCUCCUGUCUACACCGGCGCCGCUAUGGCUUCGUUCACCUUCUCCACUGGCCUUUUGGGCAGUGUAGCUCUUCUUGUUAUGGGUCUUGUUAUCUAG
Molecule: messenger RNA, 2127 nt
Organism: Penicillium manginii
Lineage: Eukaryota; Fungi; Ascomycota; Eurotiomycetes; Eurotiales; Aspergillaceae
Exons: 2
Coding region: 1-2127 (708 amino acids)
Molecular function (GO): hydrolase activity, acting on glycosyl bonds
Source: RefSeq, a predicted model, not a curated record